AUGAGUCAAGUUAAUACAAGUCAAAGGCCGGUGGCUCAGGGCCGUCAAAGAAGAUUGUCGUCAUUAAGCGAAUUUAACGAUCCAUUUUCGAAUGCUGAAGUCUACUAUGGUCCUCCAACGGAUCCAAGAAAGCAAAAGCAAGCGAAGUCUAUCAAGAUUAAUCGUACAAGGACAAUGAGCGUUUUCGAUAAUGUAUCCCCCUUCAAGAAAACUGGAUUUGGUAAGCUUCAACAAACCAGACGUGGUUCUGAAGAUGACACUUAUUCAAGUAGUCAAGGUAACCGUCGUUUCUUCAUCGAGGAUGUCGAUAAGACACUUAAUGAACUAUUGGCUACUGAGGAUACUGAUAAAAACUAUCAGAUCACCAUCGAGGAUACCGGUCCAAAAGUCUUGAAAGUCGGUACCGCAAAUUCUUAUGGUUAUAAACACAUUAAUAUUAGGGGUACAUAUAUGUUAUCUAAUCUGUUGCAAGAGUUGACGAUUGCCAAAAGUUUCGGUAGACACCAAAUCUUCUUAGAUGAAGCUCGCAUAAACGAAAAUCCUGUCAACAGGUUAUCAAGAUUGAUAAACACUCAGUUCUGGAAUUCUCUAACCAGAAGAGUUGAUUUGAACAACGUGGGUGAAAUUGCAAAGGAUACCAAAAUAGAUACGCCCGGAGCGAAAAAUCCAAGAAUUUACGUUCCUUAUGAUUGUCCAGACCAAUACGAAUUUUAUGUUCAGGCUUCUCAAAUGCAUCCAUCCUUGAAGUUAGAAGUUGAAUAUUUACCAAAAGAGAUUACCGCAUCAUACGUAAAAUCUGUCAAUGAUACCCCCGGUUUACUCGCAUUAGCCAUGGAAGAGCAUUUUAAUCCUUCUACUGGUGAAAAAACCCUCAUUGGUUACCCUUACGCUGUUCCUGGUGGUAGGUUCAAUGAAUUGUACGGUUGGGAUUCCUAUAUGAUGACAUUAGGACUCCUGGAAGCCAAUAAGACCGAUGUAGCAAGAGGUAUGGUGGAGCAUUUUAUAUUCGAAAUAAAUCACUAUGGAAAAAUUUUGAAUGCCAACAGAAGUUAUUAUCUAUGCAGAUCACAACCUCCAUUCUUAACUGAAAUGGCCCUAGUUGUCUUCAAAAAACUUGGUGGUAAGAGUAAUCCCGACGCUGUCGAUUUAUUGAAAAGAGCUUUUAAGGCCUCCAUAAAAGAGUACAAAACAGUCUGGGCCGCAUCUCCAAGACUUGAUCCAGAAACGGGUUUAUCCAGGUAUCAUCCUAAUGGCCUCGGUAUUCCUCCAGAAACAGAAAGUGAUCAUUUUGAUACCGUUUUAUUACCUUAUGCAUCAAAACACAGCGUUACUUUGGAUGAGUUCAAGCAACUCUAUAAUGAUGGUAAGAUAAAGGAACCUACAUUGGACGAGUUUUUCCUACAUGAUCGUGGCGUUAGAGAAUCCGGUCAUGACACCACAUAUAGAUUUGAAGGUGUGUGUGCCUAUCUGGCCACUAUUGAUCUUAACUCCCUUCUUUACAAAUAUGAAAUCGAUAUUGCAAACUUCAUAAAGGAAUUCUGCGACGAUAAAUAUCAAGAUCCUUUCGAUCAAUCUAUAACAGCAUCAGAUACAUGGAAAGAGAUGGCCAAAACAAGGCAGGAAAAGAUUACAAAAUAUAUGUGGGAUGACGAAUCGGGCUUUUUUUUCGACUACAAUACGAAAAUCAAACAUAAAACCUCAUAUGAAUCGGCGACUACGUUUUGGGCAUUAUGGGCCGGUCUUGCUACGAAGGAACAGGCACAAAAAAUGGUGGAAAAGGCUCUACCUAAAUUGGAAAUGCUUGGAGGUCUGGCAGCAUGUACAGAGCGUUCUAGAGGUCCAAUUUCCAUUUCGAGACCAAUUAGACAGUGGGACUAUCCCUUUGGUUGGGCACCUCAUCAAAUUCUUGCUUGGGAAGGUCUUCGCUCUUAUGGAUAUCUGACUGUGACGAACAGGCUAGCAUAUAGGUGGCUUUUUAUGAUGACAAAGGCAUUUGUUGAUUACAAUGGUAUUGUGGUUGAAAAAUAUGAUGUCACAAGAGGGACAGAUCCCCAUCGUGUUGACGCAGAAUACGGUAACCAAGGUGCUGACUUUAAAGGUGCGGCUACGGAAGGUUUUGGUUGGGUCAAUGCCAGUUAUAUUCUCGGUUUGAAAUAUAUGAACAGCCAUGCAAGGAGAGCACUUGGUGCUUGCAUUCCCCCAGUUUCAUUUUUUAGCAGUUUGAGGCCUCAAGAAAGAAAUCUUUAUGGACUGUAA
Messenger RNA from Saccharomyces kudriavzevii IFO 1802, 2256 nucleotides. RefSeq names its product alpha,alpha-trehalase NTH1 (gene NTH1). The record is from RefSeq and is a predicted model, not a curated record. Gene Ontology annotation, cellular component: cytoplasm. Gene Ontology annotation, biological process: trehalose catabolic process. Gene Ontology annotation, molecular function: alpha,alpha-trehalase activity; calcium ion binding. The coding region runs from base 1 to 2256 and encodes 751 amino acids. The transcript has a single exon. NCBI's taxonomy places the organism in Eukaryota, Fungi, Ascomycota, Saccharomycetes, Saccharomycetales, Saccharomycetaceae.